This is a messenger RNA of Ruditapes philippinarum (Manila clam), 1893 nucleotides long. Its product is annotated as heavy metal-binding protein HIP-like. The record is from RefSeq and is a predicted model, not a curated record. Gene Ontology annotation, molecular function: protein binding. The transcript is spliced from 2 exons. The coding region runs from base 55 to 801 and encodes 248 amino acids. Lineage: Eukaryota; Metazoa; Mollusca; Bivalvia; Venerida; Veneridae.
CUAGGCUCUUUUUUAGGCAUUGGAAACUAAAUUUGUGUCACUUUGAAAAUAAAAAUGAGAAUUUCAUUUUGUAAAAUUUUCUUUUUGAGUUACCUACUAACAUAUGCAAAGUCAGAGGAACCACAUUGUUCAAAAUAUGAUUUUGAAGAGAAAGUUUUAGAGAAAAUGGUUCGCAUGGAAUUUCAAAUGGAGAGAAUGAAAUCUGAAAUGGAACAAACAGUGAAAAGUGUUGACCGACAACUGAAUGAAAUGGUUGAAAAACAGGCGAAACACUCGUUAAGCAUUAAAACAACACAGGAAAAGUUUGGUGAGACAAUCGAAGCACUACAAAACAAAACGUCAGAGAUCAUUGAUACAAAAUUAAAAGAACUGCAAAUUUUAAAAGAUCAGAUUGUGACACCAACUGUGGCAUUCAAGGCAAGACUAAAUGCUAACGCUGCCGCUCCUGCAGGUCAAGUAAUAGUGUUUCCUACAGUACUCUUCAAUGAAGGAGAUGUCUACAGCAGUCAGACAGGGAAAUUUACGGCCACAACAAACGGGACAUAUCUAUUUACCAUAGCAUUAUGUGUGCUCAAUAACAAAUAUUUGUACGUGAAUAUAAUGGUUGAUGGUGUAGCAUACACUAAGACAUACAUUAAAGACAACGAUGAUCUCGACUGUCAUACAGCUGACACUGUCGCUGUGUUAAAAGCUGGACAGAGUGUGUGGGUUCAGUCGUUUAGAAGUAGCUCUGGAACUGUAAUUUACCAUUCUUCUCCAGACUAUUGGAACACAUUUUCCGGAGUUUUACUCCAUAAAUAAACACAUUAUUUACUGCAUAGGAUGUAAUAUAAUUGUUAAAUGUUAUCAAACAUGUUUAUGAAACAAAUGAAAAGCGAUACCAUGGAUAGCUAUUAAACCUUUUACAUUCAUGAACUAGUUUAAAGACAUUUGAUAUUACUUAUUUGGUAUAAUUAUGUAAUAAUGUCUCAUUACCGUAUUAUCUCACUUGACAUGGUAAAUAAAGCAUCAGAUUAAUUAACAUCAUCGACUUAACAUGUAGAUAUAUUUGGACGAGUAAACAUAUAGCCGGAUAGACUUCAGAACUCUAGUUACGAACUCACAACGGUUCCAAGCUACAGCUUAAAGACAAUAACAUACACUUUGGCUUUUAUUUACAUGUGGCUUUUGUAUGAAAAUGAUUGGUUCUUUAAUCCUUUUGAUAAAAAAAAAAUGUUUUAGAAUGCAUGUAUCUUAUUACUGCUGGCACUGCUGCCAACAUUUAUAGAUAUGAAUGCAAGACGCUACCUAUAAAUAGGGCAGAUUGGCCUUAUUCUACCCCUUUUUAAUUACAAUUUUAUAUGACACAUGUACACGUGUAUUUAAAAUAAAAAAUACAACCCUUGUUAUACUUCAAAGUAUCAAAGAUAAGGUAGAAACAGAAAGCCCUUUUCAUUUUUUCUCGUUCACGCAAGAACCGUAGUUCUAAAGGUAAACGUCAUAUUUAUUUUGUAGUAGUUUGGUUUUAAAUGUAUGUUUUUAUGAAAAAUGAUGGCCAUAUUUAGUGUAUUAUAGUUUGUUAAAAUGGCUUUUUCGAUAACGUUCUUAUUUAGUAUAUAACAUUUUGUUUUAUAUGCAUGUUUUUUUUAUCGAAGGUAAUGGUCGUUUUAAGUAUGCAACAGUUUGCUUUAUAUGUUUGCUUUUUAUGAAAGAUAAACGGCAUAUUAAGAAUGUAGUAAUUUGACUUUAAAGAUUACCGUCAUGUUUCAUUUUACUUACUUUUUUCUUUCUUAAAUUAGAAUAACGUUUCUUUACACAAUCUUUUCUGAUAACUGUAUGAUUUAUAAAGUAAAAAUAGCAUUUUGUUAUUUACUUUUCUUUUUUUCUAUGUUUUUGUUCAAACUGUACUUUGGA